AUGGCGAAAGGUGUCGCUUCGAAGCACGUUCCAGCAGUUGGUGUCGUUAUAGUGGAAAUCCAUGAGUUAUUUAAAGAUUAUGAAAUAAAGUAUUGUUAUGUGGACAGAAAUAAAAGAACAGCAUUUGUUACUCUGUUAAACGGAGAGCAGGCCCAAAACGCAAUUGGGAAAUUUCACCAGUAUUCUCUUCGGGGAAAAGAAAUCUCGGUGCAACUCCAACCAACAGAUGCUUUGCUGUGCAUUACCAACUUGCCCAUUUCCUUUACCUUGCAAGAGUUUGAAGAACUUGUGCGUGCCUACGGCAAUGUGGAGAGGUGCUUUUUGGUCUAUAAUGAAGUUACUGGCCAUUCAAAGGGCUAUGGCUUCGUGGAAUACAUGAAGAAGGACUCUGCUGCAAAGGCCAGGCUGGAACUGCUGGGGAAGCAAUUGGAGGAGAACACGCUCUUUGCACAGUGGAUGGAUGUUAAUCAGCUGACUCCAAAUCUUAUUCACUCUAAGUGCCUUUGUGUAGAUAAAUUUCAAAGAGACUAUGCUGAUUCAAAAGAACUGAUGCAAACUUUCUCACUGAAGUAUAAACCUGUGUUCUGCCAGUUUGCUCAGGAUGAAGAUAGUUGUGUUGGUGACUUUGCAGUGGUGGAGUACGAAACUGCAGAGCAGGCUGAGAAGGUGCAAGAAGUCACCCAUGGCAUGACCAUCAGGGGGAAGAGGGUGCAGGUGUCCUACUGCGCCCCGGGAGCGCCGGGCAGGAGCACGCUGGCAGCGCUCAUCGCGGCGCAGAGGAUGAUGAGGAACAAUAGGAAAGGAUUGCUUCCAGAACCAAAUCCAGUGCAGAUUAUGAAAAGCUUUAGUAACCCAGCAAUGUUGCAAAUGUUAAUGCAGCCCCAGUUGCGUGGACAUACUGUUAAACCUGUUCUUGGAGCAUCUGCGGGUUUACCUCACCUUAUAAACACAGCAGUUGGCCCAGCUUUUUUGCAGUUGAAUAAAGUUCAUCAGAAUUCAGUUCUGGGGAGCGCAUCUAAUUUACUGCUGCAGAGCCCUCCUCACCUGCCAUUGCCACAGCAGCAGCUCGUGAAGAUUGAGAACGUUCAGGCUAAUAGUAAACCAGGUUUGCUGGGGGAACCUCCGACCAUGCUGCUGCAGACAGUGCUGGGAAUAGGGGUGAUGCCAUCUGUGAGUUCAGGCAUGGGAACGCGUGGAGAAGCUCAUAAGUCCGCGGGGAUGGGCAUGUUGCCAUUCUUCCCGAGCCAGCACGUGGUGGGACAGGCUGUGCCAGGGCAGAGCAGCCCUCCGGAAAAACACCCCGACGCGGCGGCGGCGGCGCCCGCGCAGCCGCUCCGGCCCCGCGCGGCCCUCCCGCAGCUCCCCGCGCGCGCCAAGCAGCAGGGCCAGCCGACAGGCCCCGACGCCAGCCUGGGGACUCCCCUGAAAAAACAGACGUCGCUGCUGGGAGAGCCACCAAAAGAAAUUCGCCUGAGUACCAACCCCUACUUGAAUUUGGCAAGUGUGUUGCCUGGUUUGUGUCUUCCAGCAAUCGCCAGCAAAGCCUCUAGUCCGCUGCAGCAGACGGGACUUGCACACAACGUUUUGGAUGCUGCUGGGUCUCAGGGAGCUGCAUCACAACAUGGAGUGGAAAAUUACUUCAGUUACUCGCAGCAGCCUGGGGAGUACACCCAGGAAUUGGGCUCCCGGGGGCAGGGAUGGCUCCAUCGCUCGGUCCGUGGGCGCGUGGCGGGGCCGGCGCUGGCUGGUGCUUGCGUGGGCUCCGUGGGACGGGACCCCGGGGAGCGUUUGCUGCGACAGGGCCCUUUGCCAGGGCCAUCCUUGCGAGUCGAAGCGGAUCCAAUGGGAAUCCGGUUCCAGCUACCCGUGGUGGGACUGGAAAUGAGAGAACUUGCAGCACUGCAAGGGAGGCGACACCUGGGCUUGGUGCUGGCCGCCCCGCGCGGCAGCGGAGCCCGGCCCGGUGCCAUCGGCGGCAGAACGCGAGCGGUGCUUGGCACGGCCCGGCUCGUGUGGAAUUCGCCUUCACGACUAGGCACUUUUCUUAUUCCUAGAGUUAAUCCUCAGGGAAGAGGGUCCCCAUCGGCCCCCGGGGAGGCUCCGUGUUGGGCAGCGCUCGUGUUCAGCCUGCGCGUUGCUCCGGUAGCGGCGCCGGGCAGAGCCGCGGCAGGGCCGGAGGUGGCCGGAGCAGCCGGGGCUGUCGGAGCAGGCGCUCGGCCCAGCCCUUCGGGAGCGAGCGCCGCUGCUCCUAAUCCCAGAGCCGCUUCAGCCUGGCCUCGAGCAGCGCAGCAGAGCCGGGCGCUGGGACAGGGUCUCACGUGCCCUUGCAGAAACCUCCUCUCGGGCGAAGCGGGGCUCGUCCUACCUGGUGCCGUCGCCGGAGCCCGGCCCCGGGCCGUGCGUGGGCCCGCAGGCGCCGGGCUCGGCCGUGCGCUACGCCGAGUCCUCGCUGAAGAAGAAGCGCGUUUACUGACCCGCACCCGGGCCGCCUCUGCCCGCUGCUAUUUAUUGCUGCCUUCGCUUCAGCCGGUGCCGCUGCCGACGCGGGAUAAGGAUCCCGACGGAGCCUCCCCGUGCGGCAGGCGGGUUUGCCGGGGGCUGUGGCUGUUGGCGCGAGCCGGGUGA
Tinamus guttatus (white-throated tinamou) is the source of this 2625-nucleotide messenger RNA. The record is from RefSeq and is a predicted model, not a curated record. Lineage: Eukaryota; Metazoa; Chordata; Aves; Tinamiformes; Tinamidae.